Molecule: messenger RNA, 3543 nt
Organism: Drosophila novamexicana
Lineage: Eukaryota; Metazoa; Arthropoda; Insecta; Diptera; Drosophilidae
Gene: Hmgcr
Product: 3-hydroxy-3-methylglutaryl-coenzyme A reductase
Exons: 6
Coding region: 184-2943 (919 amino acids)
Biological process (GO): sterol biosynthetic process; isoprenoid biosynthetic process; coenzyme A metabolic process
Cellular component (GO): peroxisomal membrane; endoplasmic reticulum membrane
Molecular function (GO): hydroxymethylglutaryl-CoA reductase (NADPH) activity; NADP binding; protein binding
Source: RefSeq, a predicted model, not a curated record
UGCCGAAAAUAUAAACUCCUUACGCCGUGCCCAGCCUGUGCAGGAUAUCUUAUGCGCGUGGACGUAGUUGCUCAAUAGUGCCAGCUGCCUGCCGGAGAGUUUGGGCCAUUGAGCAGCGUGGUGCUGGGCAAGUCAAGCACAGAGGAGCACUGGACGAGCUUACUGAACCAAGCGGCCAUAAAGAUGAUCGGACGUUUAUUUCGCGCCCACGGCGAGUUCUGUGCCUCGCAUCCCUGGGAGGUGAUUGUCGCCCUGCUCACCAUCACAGCCUGCAUGCUGACCAUCGACAAGAACACCAGCCUGGACGCAAGCAAUGGUCUUAGCAGCGCCAGUGCCACAGCAGCAGCAGCAGCUGCUGCUGCAAACAGCGCUGGAGCGGCGUCUGCAGCCGGCGGCGCGCCGCCCCCGAUCAUUGCCAGCGCAACAUCGAGUCGCCACCGGCCCUGCCAUGGCUGGAGUCAAUCCUGCGAUGGCCUCGAGGCCGAGUACAAUGCCGCCGAUGUGAUUCUGAUGACCAUUGUGCGCUGCACCGCGGUGCUCUACUGUUACUAUCAGUUCUGCAGCCUGCACAGGCUCGGCUCCAAAUAUGUGCUAGGCAUCGCCGGGCUAUUUACGGUCUUCUCCAGCUUUAUAUUCACCACGGCCAUAAUUAAGUUUCUGGGCAGCGAUAUAUCGGAUCUAAAGGAUGCGCUUUUCUUUCUGCUGCUGGUCAUUGAUCUGUCCAACUCGGGGCGGCUGGCACAGCUGGCGCUUUCGGGGCACAGCCAGGCGGAGGUCACACAGAACAUAGCACGUGGCUUGGAGCUGCUGGGCCCGACCAUUUCGCUGGACACCAUUGUCGAGGCUUUGCUGGUGGGCGUGGGCACGCUGUCGGGCGUGCAGCGUCUUGAGGUGCUUUGCAUGUUUGCAGUGCUCUCGGUGCUGGUCAACUAUGUGGUCUUUAUGACCUUCUAUCCCGCCUGCCUUUCGCUCAUAUUCGAUCUGUCGCGCAAUGGCGUCGACAUGUCCAUGGUGCGGGAGCGCGCCAAGGGCUCGCUGUUGCUCAAAUCGCUCACCGAGGAGGAGCAGAAGGCCAAUCCAGUGCUGCAGCGCGUCAAGCUGAUCAUGACCACUGGCCUGAUGAUUGUGCACAUCUACAGUCGAGUCGUCUUCACCAGCAGCGAUUACGAUGCGGUCGACAAGACGCUCUCGCCCACGCUGAAUCUGAACGUGAACAACAAUCGCACGGAGUCGGGCGAAAUAACCGACAUCAUAAUCAAAUGGCUAACGAUGAGCGCGGAUCACAUAGUCAUCUCUAUUGUCCUAAUUGCCCUGGUGGUCAAGUUCAUCUGCUUCGACAAUCGCGAUCCGCUGCAGAAUCAGCUGCGGCAGCCAACCACAGCGAAGGCGUCGCAGACCACGCCGCUGGAGGAAGAGCAGCCAAAGCAGCUUCCAACUUACAUGCAGCUCGCAGCACCUCGCACGCCGCUGUUCAGCAUCGAGGAGCACAAAUCGAAAAAUGCAGCCACACAGACCGAGCUGGUGACCGUGCGUCAGCGCCUGGCACCGCCAGCACGCCCGCCACGCCCACUGCAGGAAUGCCUGAAGGUGCUAAAUGCCAUCGACGAGGCCGACGGCAUUAGCGGCGCCAGCGUGUUAACGGACGAGGAAAUCAUUGCCAUUGUCAAUGCUGGCGGGGCGCAUUGUCCGCUCUACAAGAUCGAAUCCGUGCUGGAGGAUGCAGAGCGUGGCAUACGUAUUCGGCGCCAGAUAAUAGCCGCACGUGCCAAGAUGCCGAUGUCACGUCUGGAAGUGCUGCCCUAUGAGCAUUUCGACUAUCGCAAAGUGAUGAACGCCUGCUGCGAGAAUGUCCUCGGCUAUGUGCCCAUACCCGUGGGUUAUGCGGGUCCACUGCUGCUGGAUGGCGAGAGCUACUAUGUGCCCAUGGCAACCACUGAGGGUGCUCUGGUGGCCUCCACGAAUCGCGGCUGCAAGGCGCUGUCUGUGCGCGGCGUACGCUCCGUCGUGGAAGAUGUGGGCAUGACGCGUGCACCUUGUGUUCGUUUUCCCAGCGUCGCUCGCGCCUCCGAGGCCAAGAAGUGGAUCGAGAGCGAGGAGAACUACAAGCUCGUCAAAACAGAGUUCGACUCGACGUCGCGUUUUGGUCGCUUGAAGGAAUGCCACAUUGCCAUGGAUGGCCCGCAGCUGUAUAUACGUUUCGUGGCGCUCACGGGCGAUGCCAUGGGCAUGAACAUGGUGUCCAAGGGCGCAGAGAUGGCCCUGCGCUGCAUCAAGCGCCAGUUUCCCGACAUGCAAAUCAUUUCGCUGAGCGGCAACUUCUGCUGCGACAAAAAGCCCGCAGCCAUCAAUUGGAUCAAGGGGCGUGGCAAACGUGUUGUCGCCGAGUGCACCAUACCGGCGGCCACACUGCGUUCGGUGCUGAAGACGGACGCCAAGACGCUGGUCGAAUGCAACAAGCUGAAGAACAUGUCCGGCAGUGCCAUGGCCGGCAGCAUCGGGGGCAACAAUGCACAUGCGGCCAAUAUGGUGACCGCUGUGUUUCUGGCUACCGGCCAGGAUCCCGCUCAGAAUGUCACAUCCAGCAAUUGCUCCACGGCCAUGGAGUGCUGGCCCGAGAACGAUGAGGAUUUGUAUAUGACCUGCACCAUGCCCUCGCUGGAGGUGGGCACCGUGGGCGGCGGCACUGGUCUACCCGGCCAGGGUGCCUGCCUCGACAUGCUGGGCGUGCGUGGCGCACAUGCUACGCAUCCGGGCGACAAUGCCAAGAAACUGGCGCAAAUUGUCUGCGCCACUGUCAUGGCCGGUGAGCUGAGCCUGAUGGCAGCGCUGGUCAACAGCGAUCUAGUCAAGAGUCACAUGCGCCACAAUCGGUCAUCCAUUGCCGUGAGCAGCGCCAACAAUCCGCUCAACGUGACCGUCUCCAGUUGCAGCACAAUCAGCUAGAACUGACGCCGCAUUCACCUCCUGUACAUAGGCGCUCGCUCGGUUCGAUGUAGGCGGCGCUCAAGUUAAAAUUCUUUUGUUCAAACGAAUGCUUAUUGAAUUAAUUAUUGUAAUUAUAUAAUUGUAAUUAAUCCAAUUGGCCAGGCCAAGCAACAGCAGCAGCAGCAGCAUUAAGCAAUUGUUCAAAGCCAAAGCCUUUUGUGUGCGUAUGCGAUUGAAUUGUUGUAAUUGUUAAAAACUAGUUUCAAGUAUAACGCAGCCUGGGAUUCGUUGUUGUUGCAAUUUCCAUUUAGUUUAUACGAAUGCCUAUAUAUAUAUAUCUAUAUAUAAAUUGAUGUGUGUGUACGAUAAUGAGCCUAUUUUUUCUACAAACAUAUUUCUAGUGCAAGCGCAAAACUUGUUAAAAGUAUUCCUUAAGCGAAUUAGUUUUAGUGACUAAGAUUUAAAAGAGAAAAAGGUGUUGUUUUUUUUUUAAUAGAACAGACAGAUUGCGAAGCGGAAUGCAAAUGAAAGAUUAAAUACAAAAUGUAAUCGAUAGAUGUCAUUUAUAGACGCUGCGCCCGGGCUUACAAAUCGGAACUCCAUUUAUUUUACUUUAAU